This is a messenger RNA of Mollisia scopiformis, 2982 nucleotides long. Its product is annotated as subtilisin-like protein. The transcript has 3 exons. Gene Ontology annotation, cellular component: cell wall; membrane. The record is from RefSeq and is a predicted model, not a curated record. Gene Ontology annotation, biological process: proteolysis. The coding region runs from base 1 to 2604 and encodes 867 amino acids. Gene Ontology annotation, molecular function: serine-type endopeptidase activity. Lineage: Eukaryota; Fungi; Ascomycota; Leotiomycetes; Helotiales; Mollisiaceae.
AUGCUUUCCCUUUGCACUCUCCUUGCUCUGGCCACAACUACGUCUGCACUGUUCAACGCCUUCAUUCUUCAACUCUCUGAGGAUCACGAAUUCCAUAAACAAGCAUCGCAUCUCUCAUACUCUGUUCGACACGAAUACCGAAACCCAGAUGUCUUCUUUGGCCUGUCCAUUCGAGGAAACAUUACCAAAGCUCAACUUCAAGAGAUUCCGGGUGUCAUAUCGGUCUCCAGUGUCUACAAUGUCACCCUUCCAGCUCAAAACCUCCAUGCUUCCACUCUCUCUUAUAACCCUGAGCUCUCUGUUCCUCGAAAUGGAGUCCUCUCAUCAUCACUGGAAAUGAGUAGCGUUGACAAACUUCAUCAACUCGGUAUCAAAGGAAAGGGGAUCAAGAUUGGCGUCAUUGACACCGGCAUAGACUAUCGGCAUCCUGCUCUUGGUAGUGGCUUCGGCCCUGGCCACAAAGUAGCUGGAGGAUACUCUUUUGUCCUCGAUAAUGGAACCCUCGACAGUAGCCCAGACCCUCUCGCCACCUGCUACGGAGGAGGUCAUGGCACUCAUGUCUCCGGAAUUAUCGGUAUGGAACCCUCAACAUUUGACAUUACCGGCGUGGCUCCAGAAUCCAGUAUCUUCAUGUACAGAGUCUUCGAUUGCUCUGGUCAUGCUGGAAGUGAUACAAUUAUGGCUGCAAUGAUCAAAGCGUACGAGGAUGGAGUCGACGUUGUGAGCAUGUCUCUUGGUAUCGGCCCAGCAUCUUUCGGUGAUGCCGUUGAUCCUUUAGCUACUGUCACACGUAUGCUCACGGAUCAUGGGAUUGCUGUCAUUGUGGCACAAGCCAACGAUGCCAAUGGAAGCUCGUCAACACCAGAACUCUACACGGAAGAAUGGCCAAGCACAGAACCGACGGCGAUCAGUGUGGGAGCCAUCUCAAACACCCACUUCCCACUAGUGUACUCCGCUACAGACAAUUUUGGCACGAUCAAGUAUGCAUCAGUAUACCCUCUCGACUUUCCAAAUGGCGCAGAUGUAUACAUCAUUGACCAGGGGUGCGACCCAAAUGCAUGGAGUGAUGCUCUAGCAGCCAUCGGGAAUGUCAAUGAAACCAUCGUCGCCUUCAAAGCAACGGAUGGCUGCCCAGCAACUUCAGCGGGGCCAGCUAACGUCCCUCAUAUCAUGGCUCUCAAUUCAGACACUUCAAAUCCUUAUCUGUCGGAGUAUGACACUCCCAGCCAAGGUUUCUUUGGGACAACUCAAUUCAUUAAUCUCAAUUCUCUGGAUGGCGACACACUCCAGAAGAACUUUGCAGCUGUUGGUGGCUACUCAAAAUACAAACUCUUCUUUCAUGACAAGGAUUUCACAAGUGUUCCUCAGAGGAGUGGUGGGAUGGUUGAUUACUAUUCGAGCUUCGGCCCCACAUGGCAUCAGUACGAUUUGAAGCCUCAAAUCUCCGCUCCUGGAGGUCAUGUCCUCUCCACCUGGCCAUUAGGUCCACUUGGUGGAUAUGCCAUUCUCUCCGGUACGUCAAUGGCCACACCAUACCUCGCUGGAUGCUACGCUCUCGUCAAGUCUCAAUUCCCUGCUGCCUCUAUCUCCGAAAUCCAGGCACGACUUCAAGUCAAUUCCAUCCCAGUCCCUUGGAUCUUCAAUAAAUCCAUGCUUUCGGCAACAGUCCAGCAAGGUGCUGGCCUGGUCAAUGCCUACGAUGCGAUCUUUGCAGAAACAACAAUCGCCCCCAGCCAGCUCAAGAUUACCGACCAGAACAAAACAACUUAUGGCCUUGCGAACAUCACCAUUGAAAACACUUCAUCGAAACCAAAGAUAUAUUCAUUCUCUCAUGAAGGCGCAGGAUAUAUGGAUUACUACAUGUCGCACGAUGAGAAAAACCAGGUUCCUUUGUUUGGCACUGCUCACUUUCCCAGUCCAACGACAAUCCCGCCAAGAAGUUCAGCCACGAUACAAUUUUCUAUCACACCCCCUCAAGGUGUCGUUCCAUCAGCACUUCCAGUCUUCGGCGGAUUCAUCAAGAUCAGCGACAGCAACGGCCAAUCUUUCUCUGUCCCAUAUGUCGGCCCACCAUACUCCCUUUUCAAUACGCCAUACAUAUUCAUACAGAAUACGUCAGACGGUAUCUUACCGGAAGUAUAUGCUUACAAUGCCGAUCAGUCCGAGGUCACAUAUGACCUCAGCCUUCUCGACAUCAACGCCACCAAUGGAUAUGGAGCUUCAAUCCCGACACUUCAAUGGACACGUGCCUUUCGAGUAGAUGUCCUACCAGCGAAUACGAACAUCACAGCCAAUUAUUACGGAUUCGAUGCAGCUAUCAAACUUGAGUAUAUGCCCAGCAAACUCUCCCCAAAUGAAAAAAUAUUUGGAUUCCCAUCGUUCGGCACAGCAAUAAAUUCCACAGGCUACGUCUGGCCAGGAGGGAAUUCUGCUUUCGGCUCAGACGACACUGUGACGAGAAGCAAUGGAUCCAGAUACAGUGUAGGGAAUGGUGACUACAGAUGGUUUGCGAGCGUUUUGAGAGCUGGUGGGAGUGACAGUGUUCAAAGCGACCAUGAUACUUGGUUGGGUCCCGUGAUGCGGUUCAACGGCCAGGACAUUUGAAGGAGUCGAAACGCGUUGAGGCUACUCGGACUUCAUCAUUUUUUAUCACUCCGGAAUGCACUCGAUUCUCCAGAGCCUGAAGGUGAAUUUGCAAGUGCAGGUUUAUGUUUUGCAGCUGAUACCGAUUGGAAUUCGCACAAUGCCAGACGUUCGCCUUUUUUCUUUUUUCCUCUUUUUUCCUCUCUUUGAUACCUUGGGUUAUGAAGCUGGGGUUUUGGAAACGCUUUGGAAUUCGUUGUUUGGCGUGUUGGUACAGGGUUGGAAGAACCGGGAGAUACCCAAUAAUUGUCCGAUCUUGGAUCAGAGAAUAGUUUGUUAGAUUUCCAGCAAGUUCAUGCAAGCAAGAGGCUCCAGUGAUGCAACGUGCAAAAUGCCUCC